CAUUAUGGUUCGUCUUCGUCUUUUCGUGGUAGCGGUUUUUUGCUUCAUCUACAUUUUCAAAGAAGCACCCAUAGCAAUAAACCUCUGGUAAAUAAAAUUAGCCACGAAGAGGUGGGCGAUCUACGGCCGCAUGUAGAAGUUUGUGAAACUGAAUGAAAUACUGCGAAAGCACUGAUGAAAGAAUUUAAAUUUCCAAGAAGAAAUCUAGGACCUUGUUUGCGGCCUUAGUCGUGUACUUCUACGUGUACCUGAUUUUUGUUUUUCAGUUUGUGAAAUAAAAAUAAUGAUAAGUGGCAUUCCUCCAUUACCGGCGAUUUUUGCGCAAGAAUUGCUCCUGAAUCGAGGUUCCGACGCAAAAGGUGACCAUCAUGGGAGCGAUGUGGUCGCGGAAUCCGCGGCUGGACCACCACGCAGCAGUGAUUCAUCGGGUCAACAAGAGCAGCGACAGCAGGCUAUUAACGCGGAAUGCAAUCUGUUCGUCGUUGGUAGUGCACGGAAAGCGUUUUUUCGCAGCUUUGUCGAUAGCUGUGCCACAUCUUCACCGGGGACACAAGGACAAGAAGCACCUGCUUCUCCACUUUCGCCAAAUGUUAAUAAACCAGGAGGCGCCGCUGCGGCGCUUCAACUUCUGACAGGAGCAGCGUCCGGUGCGAGGAACAAGUCGAAAAUCCUGAACCUUGUUGAAAGAGCUUCUUCGUCGACGGCGCCUAGAAAGGACUACUACGCGAUUGAAGGCACGACCAUAGUGGGGGCAGGAACCGCAGCGAAAGUGGCAGGAAAAUCAGGGAGAGACAAAGAACAAGACGUCGUCCGAGCUGUGACACCAGCAAAUGGCUCGUCCCGCUUGGUGGACUUCACCUACAUAGAUCUUCUUCUGCCACCUGCAGAUGAUGUAGUUGUUGACACUUCUGUCGGAGGUGUCGUACUAGGCCCUCCAGGACGACCCUCUUCUUCUUUCCCACCACCGCCCCCUAGAGGUGCCAGUGGGACUACACACCAAGCGACUGCGACGUCUUCUGAUAGUACAACCAGACUUCUCCGUGUGAACGUGUGGGCCGUUCCGGAUUUCAAAACUGCUGCCCCAAACUUUCUCCCCAAAGAGGCUCGAAAAAACGCUCUGCUGCAGAACUCGCUCCUCUGUAUCGCGUGUAUCCACGAUACCUUCGGCCGCCGCGACCGCUUUUCGGGGCUGCGGGACGAGGUCGCCGCGUACGUGGACGAAGCGAAAGAGUUGGCGCUCCCACUCAUCGAAAACUGCUCGCAAGAGGAACUGGCGAGGGUGAGAAUGAAUUCAAGCAGCUUCGGUUUGCCGAUUUUCGUGUUUGUCGAUUUUCACAAGAGAAGUGAGGAUGCCGCCGUACAAGACGGAAGUAGAACAGCAAGUGCUGGUGCGUCAGAAAAAGCGGCCUCUUCAUCUACGUCAGCAACUUUUCUUGCCGCAUCGCUGCGAAGCCAACUGUUGCCGUACCGGGCGGGGCUCUUCUUUCCCUUGAAGCAGGAACCGAGGGCGGAAACCCGAUCUGGAACUCGAGGAACUGCGUUGGAGACAACUCUAAUGCGGUACAUCAGCGCGUUCCUGUCGGCCCAGCAUGACAUACAUUCGCAGUUGCACCGGAACCUCCAGCCCAGGCACAAGAUACAAGAUCGGUUGGCGAAUGUGAUUGCCGAAUUGCGCAAUAAACUACACGGCGCAACAAAUUUUUUCGCAACACCAGAUGAUGAAACCGGUGCUGAAAAAAAGCAGUCAUCACAAGAGCUCCUCUUCGUCCCCAUCGCGGUUGACACAGACGCGGACCUGAAAAAUUUCCUCAACAUGGAACGCAUCGACCUCGAUAACCCCGGGUCGUCCCUACUGGACGUGAAGUCUAGGAUCAGCGUCGAUUUCUCAUCAUCAUCUUCCCAUGCUGGUCGUGCGUCAGCGUUGUCGACGGGAGGUUCUGCUUCCUUCAAGCGGCGGAAGGGAGAGGGAGAACAACAACAAGUGAGACAAGGUCAAGGUACGGACCUGAAGAUUGUGGGGUCCGCUCCAGAAAUUGAAUCCGGUGAACAUCAAGCGUUCUUGUCUGACAGUGAAGACCUGAGUUCUUCCUCGUCCGAGGAGGAGCAAGACUCGAUCGACAUGGGCGGCAUGAUGUUGUUGAAUUACGGCAGUAGUUCAUCAACCUCAAAUCUAGCUCCGAGAAGAUUCUUGCGCUCCGCGUCGAAGUCUGGCGGCAGCAAGAGCAAACUCCCAGAUCCAGAUCUCCUUCUCGGUGAGUGGGUCGCGGAAGACAGUAAAUCUGGAGGGGCUGGUCGUUUGCAACAAGGUUCAUCCUCUCAACAUCAACAUCAGCGUAGCACUAAAAGAAGAACGAAGCCCCAGUUCACCGCACCAGCCAACGCCUUUCUGGAGAACCUUCUGCAGCACACGCAAACGUCGCCCUUUUUCCAGGAUUUGUUGCACGCGAAAACUUCCACUACAAGCAGUGGGGCAGGAGUUUCGCCGCGUAGUACUACGUUGGGGGCACGAGGAGAACCGGGUGCGCAGGCUGGUGGACAAGCGAAACAAGAUGAAGCAGAAGAUGUCGCUCCUGCGCGGGAGGAUCAUGCUCCUGCGGUUCCCGGGAGCCCCGCAGCAAGCUCCGCCGGGCGACGACGAAAAUCCAAACUGGACGACGGCGCUGCAGCUACCGGGGCCGGAGCGGGUGAUGAUCAUGACAAUGCGUUUGACAGUCCACGGGAACAAGAUGAAAACAUCAUCAAUCCAAACGCGACGGCAAUUACUGGUGCUGGUCCUCCUGCUACUACGACCGUCGUUGCUCCUCCUGCGGCAAAUAAAUCCUCAUCCGGAGAAAACAACUUGGUAGAAAUAGUUGCAAAUGGAACUACAAGAACUCUGGUGCCGCUCGCCGGAGCUUCUGCACGACAGGACCUCCAAGUGGACGCCAGCAGGAGCGUUUCCAAAAGCAGUAGUGCAUCCGGCCGGGGCGGCGCUUUGUUUAGCAAGUUCGCGAAUAUGUUCCAAAUGAAAUUAGACACAACGACGAGUAAAAGUCCCUCAGAUGUUGGCGCUGGGCCCUCAUCCGCCGCCGGAGUUGUUGGAAAAAUCGAUUUGCAAAAUAAAAGUGGCGAUGCGUCUUCACGAGAUGUUGGCGAUUCCUUGUUGCAGCCAUUGUCGACAGCGGCUGUUGUUCCUCCUGCAUCUUCUUCUUCAGGGCCACCCAGUUCAUCAAGAGAAGAACCUGAGCGCGUGAAAAUCCUAGGUGGGCUUCUUGGGCCUGCUCCCGGUGCAUCGAUAAACACUUCGUCAACAUCUGCCACCGCGGCUCCAACGGGACCGCAAACCAGCUCCGCGUUAGAACGGCUACGUGCCAUGACCGCGCGGCGUUCCCGAGACAGUAACCGCACAACUCCAGCAGGAGCGGGUGGAGUCCGGACCGGGCGCAGCGGUUCUGGUGGACGCACCGCCGCUGGUGCUGACGGCGGCCCGCGCGGCCUGUCUUCGCACACCCAGCAGUUGCAGAACCUCCGAGCGCAGACCGCCAUACCUACGGACGGCACGAAGGCGCGGCGGCAGUCUCCAGCUGCGUCCGGCUCUUCACGCUUUGUGCCGGCCAGUCGGCGUGGGGAAUCUCCCGGAUCAGGCGGGGGGCGGGCGGGGGUGGGGCUUCGAGGGG
This is a messenger RNA of Amoebophrya sp. A120, 3656 nucleotides long. NCBI's taxonomy places the organism in Eukaryota, Dinophyceae, Syndiniales, Amoebophryaceae. The record is from the annotation of a GenBank genome assembly.